Messenger RNA from Leptopilina heterotoma, 3461 nucleotides. Its product is annotated as protein Skeletor, isoforms B/C. Bases 442 to 2592 code for a protein of 716 amino acids. Lineage: Eukaryota; Metazoa; Arthropoda; Insecta; Hymenoptera; Figitidae. The record is from RefSeq and is a predicted model, not a curated record. The transcript has 12 exons.
UGAAUGUAAAAAUUUCAGGAGAGACUUGCGAUUGGCUCUCGCCCGUCUCAGACGAUUCACGAAGGUUACACCUCCAACGUACGUGUAAGUCCAGAUCACAAAUAUCGGAUCGCGGUAACGGUAGAUCGAAUGAACCUUUGCACCGGUAAGAUCUUUGAGUGGCGUGCUUGAUAAUUACUUUACACAUUCAUCUCUCUGUGUUUCGAUUAAUGUGAAUUGCUUUUUUUGUUCGUGUCUUCCCACUGUUAGUUAUCAAAGUAAUUAAUUUUCCUCUUUUCUUUAGAAUUUGUGACAAUACUUGUAAACACAGUAAUAAGUGAUUGUUUUCUUCUGUUUUAAUUUGCAGAUCAAAUGUAAGUGCGCGUGUGAUCGUGUGUGUGUGUGUUACUGCAACAACAACAGUACAGGCGUUUUUGGAGGAAGACUGUGGAAAUCCAAAAAAUGGCAAGGUGUCAACAUUUCAUAUUCAGCCUCAUAUUUUACAGUUGCCUCGUGCUGCAUUUUGGACAUGCCCAAAUAGGAAACUAUGGCAAAAAGAUCGGAGAAUUCAAUAGUUACGCUCACGGAAUCAGUGGUGAUGUUUACGCAGUUGAUGAAUCGACAAUAUUCAUAAAAGAUUUUUCUUACGAUGGAACUGGUCCCGAUACACAUUUUUGGGUUGGCAACGGAACUAAAGCAUCACCUUUAGGAUACUUAAUUCCUUAUCCAGAAGACUAUAAGGGAAGGGAACCUCCAACUUUAGGCAGCUAUGAAAGGGCGAAUAUCAUCUUAAAGUUGAAAAACGAUUUGAAGAUACGGGACAUCAAAUAUCUCGCUGUAUGGUGUCGCAGAUUUACUGUGAACUUUGGCGAUGUCUUCAUUCCAUCGAAUCUUGAAAUACCAAAACCUCGAGUACUACCAGAAUUUUCGAGAUUAGCACACGGCUUGCGAAGUGGAAACAUCAGUAUUCUGGACAGCAAAACAUUCUACAUUCCAAACCUCCAUUAUGACGGCGCCGGUCCAGAUGCAUAUUUCUGGGUUGGAAAUGGCUCAGAACCUAAUAUACAUGGCACUAAAGUACCCAAUGAAAUGGGCAGUCUCGAUCCACUGAGAGGAUAUCAGGGCGAGGAUAUUGAGGUGGUUUUGCCGAAGAAUCUAACUGUCUAUAACAUCGAGUGGCUGUCCGUCUGGUGUGUUCAAUAUAAGCACAAUUUCGGACACGUCCUGAUCCCAAAAGACCUCGACGUCCCUCCAGCACUUGGACAAACAAAGAUUACGCCACCCUGGUGGUAUAAUCCUACGAGCAGUACACCGCAGCCAUUUGUUCCGACGCCAACGACCCACGAUUUCAGCAAUUGCAAGGAAAUGUUGGACGGUCGUGUUCAAGUUCAAUGGGAAGUCAUUGGAGACGAUGUGAAAAUCAGAGUAUCGGGAAAAAUCAAAGACGAUCAGUAUGUUGCUUUUGGCCUCUCCGGACAAGAAAAUGAAUCGAAAAUGAUUGGCGGCGAUGUUGUCGUUGUUGCCUACGAUUCGAGAACACAAAAAUACAUUGCUGUUGACUAUUACAUGUCACAUUUAUCUCAAUGCGAUGGAGAAAAAGGUGUUUGUCCUGACGAAAGAGUGGGAGGCAAAAACGAUGCCAUUUUACUUGGAGGAACACGAAAAAAUGGAGUGACUUCAGUGACAUACAUGCGGCCAUUGAGAACAAAUGAGCCGGUGAAAGAUAAAAUGAUUCCAGAAUUUGAGACCAGUGUGAUCGCCGCCAUAGGACGACUAAAUUCAAGAGGUGAAGCAAAUGCUCAUGCACCAACUGAUCAAACAUCCGAGGAUAUCAGAAUUGAUUUCACAUCCAGGAAUAUUCACGAGUGUAAAACUUCCCUGUAUAACUUGUCAGAUUCGACAACUUUGAAACCUUGGAAGAUUCCAGAAAUUAUUGACACUGAUACUUUCACAGCGAGAAUAGGACCUGCUGGCAAUAAAAGGGGAUAUUUUGCGAUUACAGGAAAAGACGACUCCAACAAUAUCGAUGGAAUACCUCCGUGGGGAAUUGCUUGGUACAUAAACGAUCGUCUCAUACCUGAAAUUACUGUGGAAAGAGGUCGCACAUACACUUUCAUUGUUGAAGGUGGAAAUGAUCCAUCCAACCCUGCAAAAUAUCAUCCAUUUUACAUAACAACGAGUCCAGAAGGUGGUUACGAGCAAAAAAGUGAGGGUCAACGAAAACAACAAAGAAUUCUUGCGGGUGUUGCUCACAAUAAAGAAGGUGAAGAAAUUCCGACGGCCCAAGGACGCUACUGCGAGUGGGUUCACAAAACCAUAGAUAGAAGCGUAGAAUUUAAUAAUUUUGAGGACUUUUUCAAAACAUUGAAACUCGAUUGUCAACCUGGUCAACCGGCAAAAUUGGAGUGGACAGUAGCACAAGAUACGCCAAAUUUGGUUUAUUAUCAAUGUUUCACGCACAAUAACCUGGGUUGGAAAAUUCACGUUGUAAACCCUGGAGAACGAGCACGAAGAGAAGAGGAGCAAGAAGGCCUAACGAGCGCCGGUUCAGCCAUCACAACAAUUACAAUAUUCUUCCUCACACCUUUGUACACUCUUUAUUUUCUAAGAUGAAUCUCCAUAAUUAUUUUAUUGGCUACGCUUCGCAUUCAAUUCCAGAAAAGAGAAGUGCGAACACGAGAAAAUGCCAUUUGUAUGAAUUCAACGACUGGCGUUGGAAUGAAGAAAACGUUUAAAAUUAAGAUCAGGACAUUCGUGAUAGACGUGUGUUGCAACUUAAAAAAAGAUUUAAAAUAAGAAACUCACGAUGCAAGGUUGUAUGAAAGUACUUUAGCGCCUAAGAUCUGCCUGUAUCGUUAAAAUCAAAAAGUGAAAAACAGAAAGAAUUGUGGGAAGAUAUUUUUAAGAGCUACCAGAUUCAAUAUUUCAUAUUAUAUAUAUAUAUACAUAUUAUAUACAUACAGUAAUACAUAAUUAUAUAUAUUAUUAUAUAUAUGAUAUACAAAGAAACGACGUACACAUAAAAUGCGCUCAAUCGGGCCGGACAAUAAAUGAAAAUUUAGGGAAUUAAUAAAUAUUCAAAAUGAAAUUCAAGACAAUACUUAAAUAAAGAGAAAUUCAAUGAAUUUCAGACAAUAAACUGGCAGCACAAUAAUAAUUAAUGAGAGUACAAAAACCGUUGAAAGUAAUAAUAAAAAAAAAUAUUGCGGUUUUCUGUUCUCUCGUGAGUGAUCAAUUUUUGAUCCACACUCUUAAAAGAAUAGUAAAUCUUACGAUACGUUCUUUUAUUUUUGAUAAAAAAGAAAAUACAACAAAAAUACUUAGCGAAUUAAGAAAACUUCGACAAUAUGAAAAUCAAAAUAGGUACAAUCUCAAAAAGAGAAAAUUCAAAUAAGUGUUUUAUCAGAAAAGUUUAUAUGUAAAAAUAAAUUUUAAUUCUUGAAAAUAGAAAAAAAAAAUUUUAAUUCUUGCAAAUAAAAAAA